GAUCAAAUUUCUUUUGAUAGAAAUAAAAUAUUUACCAUGUCGAAACAAUACAAUGCGAUUAUACGCUUGUGGAAUAAUUUCACAAGGGCGUAUAACCGAUUCGUAUUGUUGAGAGAUGUUAGAGCAUGGUUCUGUUUAUGUUAUUUCGAGCCAGAGUGAAAUUAUUUGUACGACGUAUUACCGCCCGAGUGUAUAAAUAGUGUUAAAACACGGUUUUGCUAUAAAUUAUUUCGAUAUUUCGAUUGUAAUAUGUCCUUAAUCUAAUAUAGUAGCGCUCUUUCUUGGUCGCAACAAAAAUUGACGUCAUCGCACGUUAACGUGACGUCAUUCUAGCGUAAGAGUGUUUUAACAGAGAAAAGCAUAUUAGAAUUAACAGUGUUAAUUCCUUGGGAUUCUGCAGAUGUUAUAACACAAAAAAACAUGCGUUAUCCCUACAUUUUAUCAAAUACCUCCACGUUUUUGUUUGUUGCUUUGUUAUCGAACGAAUCUUAAAUGCUUGUCGAUGUUAAAAAAGAAAUAAGUGAAGUUUUUGUGUGUGCUAUUUAUAGAAUUGUGUCAGGUCAUGCAUAUUAAAUUAAAGUAGUCCAGCAACAUACAAUACAAAAGGUACAAUACGGACUAUUUUCUACCUGUUCAUAUUUACCUAUGAAAUACAAGUUGAAUUUAUAUAUAGUUAUAUAAUAAAAAUAUACUCUGCUUACCAUAUUGAACGUUUUCUCUUUAUUAUUGUGAUUUCCGUAUUUUAUCGUUAUGGCUCCGCUUAAAUGUUGAAACAAUGAUAUUUUAUAACGUCACAGCUGGGAUAAACAGCAUCUACUCCGCGUCAUUGCAUACCAAACCAUAGUAAUUUUCACGUUUUAUUGCUGAAAAAAAAAACGCGAAAUUGUUUAAUGAAGAUAUUGCUUAGAAUUUGAGUUCUAUAUUCCUAGAAUGACAAAGCUUGUCUGAUUUUGUCGUUUUGGUGCGUUUGACCAGCGCCAACACAUCAAAACGCUAUUGCGACAAAUCAGGUAUUUAUCGUUUUGGCGGCCCCUUGCAUCAAUUCCUUGACUUGACCUAUUGGCAGCCUGUCAAAAAGACGUAUAUUUCAUUUGUCGUAUUAGAGACUGUUGAGAAGGAACAUUUAUGGUGAACAUAUCACACUUGGCUGAGCAGGUAGGAACCUUUUGGUAAGCUAAAUCUCGUAAGGAUCUUAUUUGCCUGUCUGUGUAAGACGAUUUUUCCCCCCUACCUGAGGGACAGUGUGGAAUGAAAAACCGAGCGUUAGUGAAGGGUUUUUUUUUAUCUGAUUUACACAGGCAGACAUGUUAGAUUAUUUUUCUUGCUAUCACGUUCAAAAUAGUUAGUGGUGACAAAUAGAUUUGGGUAUUUCCUGGCAUUAUGUUUUAUAGUUUAUGACAAUAUAAUAUUGCCAGUACUAUUUGAUGUCACCUAAGUGCACGCUAUUUUUAUAGACAAGGAAUAUCCCUGGCGCGUGCUCAAACAAAUGUGAACUUUCCCCGCUAUAGGUUGGCAAGAAUUGUCGUUCUGGAAUGUUGGCGCCCUCAAAAGGCAUCACAAACACACCAGAACGAGAUGGCAGAUAUCAGCGUUUAAAAAUUAAGAUCAACCUGUAUGCAUCAUUAAUAGCUUUCGAUCAAGUUAAGUCAUUUAUUAUUAAUAGCACUAGCCGCUACAGUUAGAAUAAGUCACCUGUUGUUUUCCACUUUUUCUAGAGGAUCGAGAUCUUACUAUUACACCACAAAAUAAACGAAGGAUGUGUUUUAAAUUUGCUUUUAAAGUGUGUUUUAAAGACGUCUGGUAAUUUGAGAACAUUUACAUCCACUUGAUAAAAUAAUAAAGUCAAUAGAUCUAGCGGUGAUUUGCGAUUUAUUUAAAACGCUUAUGUGUUUGAAACAUUUUCAACAUCGUUACCACUUGUAAAAGUAAGGGGAUUGGCACAGUGCGAUGAUUUAUUGUUUUGGACGUUUAAAGAAUAAGAGUAGUUCACAAAGGAGUUACACUAACUUUGUCUAUUUCUUGGUGACUGGUUUGAGGUAGAGAGGACGGAACUACAAUGGGGACAGAAUACGUGACAUUCUGCAAUACCAUACAGACGAAGAAAACGUCUCGUUUCAAGUGUUAUGAGCCACUAGUGAAUGGGGUAUGUCACAAAGGCAAAAUGCAUCUUUCGUUGUUGUCCCGCCAUUCGCCUCUAACAUCGCAGCAGAGGUCCACCCUGAUCUGCCACCUUGGCAACACAUGUUUAGUAGAAGCGGAUAUCAUAAAAGCUUUAACAGAAUUGCAUACGUCAUGAUGAAGAUUAAAUCACAACAAUAAAAGGAAUCAAUUGACAGGUCAAAUACCAAUCUUCAGAUGUUUCGCUGAUGCCAUUGAAAUACGUAGAGGACUGUAGUUUAAAAUCUAAACCCUUUGGGGAUGUACCAUAAAGCAGUGAAUCAAGUCCGUACCUCGAAAAGUGAUAAAAUCGGUAAAUCAGCAUUGACAUAACUGAGUAAAGCAUCCCUAGAAAUAGCGCGAUAGCUCUUUAAACCAUCAACAGUGAUCACAGUUGCAAAUGAAUAAGAUUUUUAGAUGAUGUUAGACAAUGCAAGAAUUUAAAAUUCAAAUAUCUCAUGUGAAAUUAAUAAGGAUUAUAUUUAUUUUGAAAUAUCAGAAUACACUGAAUAAAUGAAAAUAUUUUUUAAUGAAAAUUGCUGUUAUCUAUUUCAUAAUAGUGUUUUGUAUAAAGUUAUAAACAAACGAUUGAUAUUAAAGAAUACUGGGGCAAAUCUGAUAUUAUUGGCGACAUUCGAUAUAGUUAAAGGCAUUUCAGAAUGAUUACAUCGAAUGAGAAAAGAAAGCCGUGUUCAGUUUAUGGAAUACCCUUUUUCAGAGUCACAGUUCUCUCGUUUGUAGGACUUUGUGUUGGUGUCAUACUUACUUCGUCCACUUUACAAUUGUCAAUAAUAUUUGAUAGCUCGAUAGAAAUAAAGAGAAAUGUUACGGAUGGAAAUUCUAAACUAUCGACAAAUCCCUAUGUCGGUGUAAAACAGGAAGAUAAAUUGAGUAAUAAUACAAAUACCACCAGCAGCAGACGACAGAGUAAUUGCAUUUCGUGUUUUCAGCACAACUUUAAUUAUGUGAUACAAAAUGACAGAAUAUGCAAACUGUAUUCGCCCAAUCAAACUGUGGAAUUAAUUGUACUCAUAAUGACCAUCCAUAAAAACACGAACGAAAGAAUGGCAUUACGUGCCACCUGGCUUUCAUAUACUAAAAAUAACACGGCCAAUGUCAGAUAUGCAUUUCUUUUAGGUGAAAUUGAUGAUAAUAAACAACAGGAAGCUAUACUGAAAGAAAACAGUGUAUACCACGACAUCAUCAAAGAAGAUUUCAUUGAUAAGUAUGUGAAUUUAACUUACAAAACUAUUAUGGGAUUUAAAUGGGCGUCAACAAAGUGUGCGCAUGCGCAUUACGUAAUGAAAACUGAUGACGACAUGUUUGUCAACAUUCCAAAUGUUCUGAAUACUUGCAAGGGUAGUCACAAUGAAACGUUACAGAAAGCAAUCCUUGGGGCCUGUCACAUAAAAGCAAGCCCUAUACGAAACCAGAAGUCAAAGUGGUUUGCUUCAGUGGCCAGUUAUCCUGAGAAAUCUUAUCCCGGGUUUUGUUCCGGGACAGGUUAUUUGACCAGCAUGCAUGUAGCGAGUGAAGUUUAUAAAAUCUCCCAUACUAUUCCUUUCUUUCACCUAGAGGAUGUUUAUGUAUCACUAUGUAUAAGAAAAUUAGGCUUUAAACUUCAGCCAAUCUCUGGAUUCAAUGCAGGUCGACCAAAAAUGGAUCCAUGCCUCUAUAAAGGAGAUAAAUUGAUUACAGCUCAUCAGUUGACACCAGUAAUGUUAAAGUCAAUAUGGCAUGGAAAGUGCGUCAAACAAUGACAAGGUAAUUGGAAAGGCAAUUUAUGAAAAUGUGUGCAUUAUAUUUUCAUUCUUUUGAAAUAAGUACAUGUAUUAAACAUUUUAAAUACCGUGUUUAUAUUUUUGAAAUUUUAUCACAUACCUACACAGUGCUACGAUAACACACUGUAUAACUAGUUUACUAACCUGUGUGACAUUAGUUAAUUGUACCGCAAAGUGCCAUUCGAAACAUUUACACAUUUAAUUGUACUUACUGAAAGGCAUAAUGGUAGAGCAGUCGUUUGUUGUUUGUACCCCAAAGUGCUGUUCGAAACAUUUACACAUUGAAUUCUACUUAGUGAAAGGCAUAAUCAUUAUGGUAGAGCAGCCGUUAGUUGAUUGUACCACAAAGUGUCAUUCGAAACAUUUGCACAUUGAAUUGUCCUUACUGAAAGGUAUAAUGAUAGAACAGUCCUUAUUGUUAGACAUUUUUAUUAUUUUUAUCUUGCUAUUUUCAUUUUACAUGUUUGUUUUUUUUUCACAAAUAUAUAAGCAUCAUGUAUAUUGCCUUUUAUCAACAAUACCAUCAUAACUAAAAAUGAUUCAACAUCCCUCAUCUACCAUAUGGUAGAUAAAUUAGAAAAAGUUCAGCGUCCAGCGGCUAGAUUCAUAACAGGGGAUUACAAAUCCAGAGAUGUGGGCUGUGUAACAAGGAUGUUGAGUACACUGGAACUACCAACUCUACACCAACGCCGUCAGUCAAACCGACUGAUUUCCUAUUCAAGGUGGCUGAGGGUCUGGUGCCAGCACUACCACCAUCAGAAUACCUGCAUCCGGCGAAACAGAGAAGGCACAUUUAAAUUAAGAAAUUUACAGACUGUGAGACAAAAAACGUUCUUGAAAAACAAGUAAUAAAUAAUUCACGUGGCUCUCUGGUUAAACAUUGUAGAAAUGAGCAAUUACGAAACUCUUUCUUUGUGAAAACGACAAAGGAUUGGAACCGUCUGGAAGAUCAGAUAGUGUGCGCAAAGACAGUACAGGGCUUUAAGUCAGCCCUCCAUUAUUACUAGCGCCUCUCCCCGGUGUUCUAUACCGUAACUUGUCCUACACCUAGAACAUACAGAUAGAGAUACAGGUAUGACGUUGCUAAAUUUCGUCAACGUCAGAACACGCGGACGUUCCCCGGUUACCCGGUGUGAAGCAAACUGCUCCACUACUGAACCGUCAAUGGUGGUCGUAAUGGCCGUUUUAGCGGGUUUUUUUUUUGUUACUGUAUAUACAUGUAGCAAGGUAUAUAAUAGCGUUAUUUAAAACAUUAUUGGUUGCUGCCUCGAAGUCUUAUUUCUGCCUUGAUUGAUGCAACAUAUUUGUAUUACUUGUACUGUUAGAAAACAUGUUUUGGUAUACUCAGGCUUUUAUUUAGACCAUUGAACUUUGUUUUUUGCUAUAGUAACGAACCGAUAAGUAAGGAAAAAGAAAUAAAUGCCGGAUAAUGGUAGUAGACAAAAUCUAUAUUAAAGUUCAUGUAAUUAUCAACUUCUCCGAUUAUCUAGAAAGAAGGAAGUAAGAAAACUGUUGUUUUUAAUAUGGUAUUUUAUUAGCUUCCAUUUUACCGGGUCUUUUGAAGUUUGGUCCAUUUUCUAUAAAAUAUCAACGAAAAUGCAAAACGAAAAAAAAACAGACCCCCCCCCCCCCCCCCCCCCCCCAACAAAAAAAAUGUGGUAGUUUCGAAAUUUGAUGAUUUGGAAGGUGUUUAUGUAUUGAUUCAUUUUCAUUAUUACUCAUUGUAUUAGUGAGCAGGUCCUUAAACAUACUGUACUGCGAUAUAAGCGUGAGGUUUCGGUUCAUCAGAUAUGAUGGUAUUGCUGAUUUGUUAACACUCUAACGCUUUGCAAUAUUUUCAUACUUAGUGUAUUUUGUCAUGAUUGCAUUUCAUUUACAUUGACCAUACAUGGCUCAGUAGGUAUUAAAUUUACAUGUAUUGUAUAUAUGAUAUAAAAAGAACUUUGUUUAUCAUAUACAACUGUUUGUUGUGGGACGACUUUUUUAGUCUUUCUUGUGUUCUAAUAGGGCGUGGACGGUAGCAUGCAUUUCCACUACCAUCCAUGAACAGGCUCAAUCAAACCGAGCCUGCAACAUUUUCGUUUUUGUCGUGUUGAGCGACCUGUGGAGUUUCCACUUUUCUCUUUUUUAAUACCACAGCAGCGUUGUUUGUGCCGUGUGGCGGCCGUACAUUCAAUCAGGGCUGUUAUAUUUCGAUCUUCUCAGAUCGUUCAUCACGACUUUUAUGUCGUGUUAUUGGUACUGUUUAGUUUCUCAACAUGACCAUUUCGGCCUGGAUGGUUCCAAUACUCCCGCUUUCAUAGCCUUGGGUAUUGUAUAAUUACCCCUUGGAUAUGGUGCCUGCUUUUUAAUUUUGUCUUUUGACAGUUCCUGUGAUACGCAGGCUCCAUAACCUCAGAUCCCCUUCCUAAAUUCCAGUUUGUUUAGUUCUGCCCAUUGUUUUCUCGUUUGGGGCAAACCCUUUACUUUAUCUGGGGACCAAAUGCCGCUCUUCAUGGAAUUACACGCCUCAACACGUGUAUCAUUGAAGGUUCCAUGUUCACCGCCGUUUGAAUACAUCUGUGGAUGUCUUUAAAUUGCUUUUUGUACUUUUAGCAUGUGUAAAUGUUGAGUUCUGCUCAACCCGGGGCUAGAUGUUGUGGACGGUAGCAUGCAUUUCCACUACCGUCCAUGAACAGGCUCAAUCAAACCGAGCCUACAUCAUUUUCGUUAUUGUCGUGUUGAGCGACCUGUGAAGUUUCCACUUUUCUCUAUUUUAUUAUCACAGCAGCAUUGUUUGUGCCGUGUGGCGGCUGUAAAAAGUCUCCCCGUACAUUCAAUCAGGGCUGUUAUAUUUCGAUCUUCUCAGAUCGUUCAUCACGACUUUUAUGUCGUGUUAUUGGUACUGUUUAGUUUCUCAACAUGACCAUUUCGGCCUGGGUGGUCCCAAUACUCCCGCUUUCAUAGCCUUGGGUAUUGUAUAAUCACCCCUUGGAUAUGAUGCCUACUUUUUAAUUUUGUCUUUUGACAGUUCCUGUGAUACGCAGGCUCCAUAACCUCAGACCCCCUUCCUAAAUUCCAGUUUGUUUAGUUCUGCCCAUAGUUUUCUCGUUUGGGGCUAACCCUUUACUUUAUCUGGGGACCAAACGCCGCUCUUCAUGGAAUUACACGCCUCAACACGUGUAUUAUUGAAGGUUCCAUGUUCACCGCCGUUUGAAUACAUCUGCGGAUGUCUCUAAAUUGCUUUUUGUACUUUUACCAUGUGUAAAUGUUGAGUUCUGCUCAACCCGGGGCUAGAGGGCGUGGACGGUAGCAUGCAUUUCCAUUACCGUCCAUGAACAGGCUCAAUAAAACGAGCCUGCAACAUUUUCUUUUUUGUCGUGUUGAGCGACCUGUGAAGUUUCCACUUUUCCCUAUUUUAAUUUUCAUACUAAUUUCAAUUUGGUGCUAUUUAUUUUCAAGUUUAAUAUGUGUUUGGUAUAUCUAUUCUGUUCAGUAAGAAUUGCUAUCUGUAAUAAAUGGGUAAUAUGA
This is a messenger RNA of Mercenaria mercenaria, 7448 nucleotides long. Its product is annotated as beta-1,3-galactosyltransferase 1-like. The coding region runs from base 2817 to 3917 and encodes 366 amino acids. The transcript has 4 exons. Gene Ontology annotation, molecular function: hexosyltransferase activity. NCBI's taxonomy places the organism in Eukaryota, Metazoa, Mollusca, Bivalvia, Venerida, Veneridae. The record is from RefSeq and is a predicted model, not a curated record. Gene Ontology annotation, cellular component: membrane.